Molecule: messenger RNA, 1470 nt
Organism: Cynoglossus semilaevis (tongue sole)
Lineage: Eukaryota; Metazoa; Chordata; Actinopteri; Pleuronectiformes; Cynoglossidae
Gene: usf2l
Product: upstream transcription factor 2, c-fos interacting-like
Exons: 10
Coding region: 401-1351 (316 amino acids)
Biological process (GO): regulation of transcription by RNA polymerase II
Molecular function (GO): RNA polymerase II cis-regulatory region sequence-specific DNA binding; protein dimerization activity; DNA-binding transcription factor activity, RNA polymerase II-specific
Source: RefSeq, a predicted model, not a curated record
AUAUAAAAUACCUUGACGUUUACCAGUAAACUACGACCAUUUAUAAUAAGUAAGCCAAGUGGUGCACCAUAUCAAUAUGUCUUAAACGACUAAAACAAGAAAGGUUCCACUUUACAACAGGAUAAGGUGGAAGUUAAAAAAAGAAAGAAAAAAACAAAUUCAUUAAUUAAUAAAAAGAGAAAUACAUAGGUAAAUACACGAAUUAAUUAAUAAACGCCUGCCUCAAAAUCAUCAGUAGCUCUUCCCAAAUAUUUUUCUCACCCUCCCACACUUUUUCUCCUCCUCCCUCUUGUCACAUGACCCGGGUGUUUGUCCUCGUGAUCAGCUCUUUUUUCUACUCUUGUUUUUGUUUCUUUUCUCGGUUUUUGACUGAGUGCAAAUCAUUUUAAUCCUGACCCUAAUGGAUUUACUGACCCACAAUCUGGACACGAACAGUCAGGAAAAGCAGGAAGAAGUGGAGGAAGAAGUGGAGGGACCUGAAGAGCAACAAGAGGACGUGUCCAUCAGCAGUUUCCAUCAGUCUGCAGCUUUUCCUGAGAACAACGUCCAGUAUCAGUUCCACAGUGAAGGUCAGGUAACGUACCACGUGGUCCAGGUGACGGAGGAGCACCUGGAGGGCAGACGUGAAGGGGGCAGAGCUGGGGGCGGAGCCGUGAGCGUGGCCUUCAGCGCAGCUCCACAGGCGGUGGCUCAGGCCGUUAUUCAGAACUCCUACAGUAAUGGAGGAAGUCCAGCAGGAGACGCUACAGGAGGUGAGACACGCUUCGCUUAUUACCCAGCCUCCAAAGCAGCGACGGCAGUGGUGAGUGAAGGAAGUGUUUCUCUGCAGACUGGGACGGGUUCAGGUUCUGGCUCUGGUUCUGAUCCAACGCUCGCACAGGCUGGAGGGCAGUUAUAUGUGAUGAUGGCACCGUCUAACGUCACUCAGACAGGAACAACACGCAGCAUCGCUCCACAGACACCGUCCUAUUCUGUAAAAAUGGACGGAACACGAGCACCAAGAGACGACAGAAGAAGAGCCCAGCAUAACGAAGUGGAAAGACGGCGUAGAGACAGAAUCAACAACUGGAUUGUCACCUUGUCCAACAUAAUCCCAGGCUGCAGCGUAGACAGUACCAAGACUGGAGCGAGUAAAGGUGGAAUCCUGUCGAAGGCGUGCGACUACAUCAGGGAGCUGCGGCAGAGUAACCAGCGCCUGCAGGAGAGUUUCAAGGAGGUGGAGAGGAUUCAGGUGGAGAAUCAGAUGUGUCAGCAGCAGAUUGAGGAGCUGAAAAGUGAGAACGUUCUGCUACGAGCUCAGCUGCAGCAGCACGGCAUCGAAGCUCACGCCACCACGACGCAACAAUGCUGAGGGGAGGAGCCUGUCAGAGACGAAGCCUCGCCACCUUUUACGUCUGAACUGUUGAAAGACUGUCACGUGCACAGCCUUCACCAGGGUUCAUGUGGAUCCCCCACCCCCGACCCUCCCCC